AUCGCAGCGUCGAUUGACGCGCCUGCUUGUGAAAUUGCGAGCCGAAGAAAAUCUGAGGAUGAGCACCUGGAAUCCGGAGAACGAUGUGGAUCUGCUGUCCGGCUCCGAGGAUGAGGAGGAAGUGGCCAUGAAGCGGGACUACCACGGGCGGGAGGCACUACUCUUCGUGGUGGACGCGAAUCUGCAGAGUGCCGGCGUGGAGCGCCUUAUGGAGGCACUGAACAUCAUUCGGACAGCCUUUAUAUCCGGAAUUCUGGUGAACGACAAGGACCUGAUCGGACUUAUCUUCGCCAACACGAAGCACAGUCCCCCGCCGCUGGAAUCUAGCGCCUUGGACAGCAUUGUGAUGCCAGAUAAUUGUGCUGUGUUCCUGCCCCUGCGACAGCUUACCAAGCCCAUUGUGGAGCACUACCUGGAGUUUAUGGGCGGGGUGGAGACGCAGUUCGGCGAGAUGUAUGGCUUGGCUGAGCCCGAUGGACGCGGGAGAUUCGAUCUAAUGAUCCGUCUUUGCAUUGAACUCCUGGAGAAGUGCGGCAAAAAGCUGAACAAUGCCAAGAUCGUUUAUUUAACGGAUGUGAGUACGCCGCAUCCCUCGUCCAGCAAUCACUUCCAGGCUGCCCUGCAGAAGGCCAGCGAUCUGGAGGGCAAGGAGUUCGAGUUCCAUGUUAUUCCAAUGGUGGAUGACUUCGACUACGAGCCGUUCUACAAGGAGUUCAUUACGCUCUCAAGGGCCAUCGAACUGGACGCCUUCCAAGUGCCAGAUGCCCAGAUGCUCCGCGAGAUCUUGGCCGAUCGCAAACUGAAGCAGGAUUUCCUGCGUCGCUGCCUUGGCCACUUCAGCUUCUAUCUGGGCCCCAAUCUGUCCAUGUCCGUGCAGUACUACAACUACUUUCAGCGACGCGCCUAUCCGCGCAAGGUCCAGAUCCUGCGAAGGGACAACAGCGUAGUGCGCAGUAAGCGGGUGAUAAUGGUGCAAAAGAAGGACGAGGAAUCACAGGAAAUUCUCCACGAGUACCAAAUCAAGACGACGGGCGGAUGGUAUAGUUGCAACGUGGGCGGAAAGAACCUACGCAUCAGCAUGGAUCAGUUAAACAGGGUGCGCGACUUGCACAAGCCGCGAAUGAUGCUGUUGGGGUUCAAGCAUCGCUCUUCCCUGCCGGAAGUAACCUACAGCAAGCCCUCGAACUUCAUGUAUCCGGACGACCAGAGCAUCAUCGGGUCAAAGCGUCUGUUCCGGGCGUUGUGGGAGCGCUGUUUGGCCCGCGAGAAGAUAGCUAUCUGUCUGUUUAUGUGCAAGCGCAAGUCCAUUCCCCGCUACGUGGCUCUAGUGCCUGUGGAAGCCCCGGAUAAGGAUGAGGAGAAGGGCUACCGCUCGCUGCUCUGUGGCGACGGGUUCAAGAUCGUCUACCUGCCGGAGUCAAAGCACAUCCGUCACAUCGACAUGUUUGACUGGAACAAUACAGCGAACACGGCCAGCGACGAGGGCGUCGAGUUUUUCCAGAAAAUCAUUAAGAAGCUCCGCGUUGACUACCAGCCCAAUUUGAUCAACGACCCAAGUCUGGACACGCUGCAGGCGAAUCUGCUGGCUCUCUCCCUGGACUUCACGUCGGAUAGCAAGGGCAUCGAAAAUCUGCUGGACAGCACGCAACAGGAUAAGCGCAUCGAGAAGUUCUUGCCCGAUUAUGAGAAAAUCUUCGUUGAAGAGGUGGAACCAGCCAAAAAGCGAGCGGCCAAAUCCGACACAACAGGAGCAAGUGCCCCAAAAGUAGCCAAGAUAGAUGAAGAGCAGCUUAAGAGAUUUGAGUUUGUUCAGGGUCUGAUCAAGGAUCAGCGCUUGAUCAGCUGCACGGCCACGCAACUUCAGUUUAUUUUGGCCCAUCACUUCGAUUGUAGGAUGGUGAAGUCCGCAACCAAGGCGAAAAUGGUAGCGCAAAUCGAGGAACUGAGUAUUUGAAUGGGGUAUUGCAUACCAUGGGGAAAAGUGAUAUGAAUGUAAUAAUUCAAAGUAUACACAUAUACUUAAAACAUAAUUGCUAAUAUUUAAGAUCGUUUUGUUUACAAGUUUAAGUUUGCGAAUUUUCUGAUUGAUUUGCGCUUAAUGUUAGUUCGGCACCCGUUUUAGCCCUCGAUAUACAAAAUAAAGUGGAGUCAUAAUUCAUAAUUUAA
Messenger RNA from Drosophila elegans, 2166 nucleotides. It is a transcript of the gene Irbp, whose product is annotated as ATP-dependent DNA helicase 2 subunit 1. Gene Ontology annotation, molecular function: double-stranded DNA binding; DNA helicase activity; damaged DNA binding. Gene Ontology annotation, cellular component: Ku70:Ku80 complex; nucleus. The coding region runs from base 59 to 1954 and encodes 631 amino acids. The record is from RefSeq and is a predicted model, not a curated record. The transcript has 2 exons. Gene Ontology annotation, biological process: cellular response to gamma radiation; cellular response to X-ray; double-strand break repair via nonhomologous end joining. NCBI's taxonomy places the organism in Eukaryota, Metazoa, Arthropoda, Insecta, Diptera, Drosophilidae.